This is a messenger RNA of Naegleria gruberi, 918 nucleotides long. RefSeq lists its product as uncharacterized. NCBI's taxonomy places the organism in Eukaryota, Heterolobosea, Eutetramitea, Acrasida, Naegleriidae. The transcript has 2 exons. Bases 1 to 918 code for a protein of 305 amino acids. The record is from RefSeq and is a predicted model, not a curated record.
AUGACUUCAAGUGUACAACCAUCUACUCCACCUCUAGGCGCAACAGGAGUUGAUGAAACAACACCUCUCUUUGAGAGUACUCUCCUUAUUGAAGAUCAGGAUAAUUUGUUAAUGUCUGAUCUCAAGAAUAAUCAAGAAAGUGCCCUAUUCGAAACAAUUGAUAAGGAUAAUAUUGACAGCAACUUUACCAUUGAAGCGAAUACUUCUGGUGGGGUUGAUUUUGAUGCAAAUAUAUUCAAUGAUGAAGAAUUUGGCAAUUUAGCAUCUGCCUUCACAACUGAAACAAAGGAAGAGGAACAAGUGGCAAAAAGUCCAAUUCUCAUUGAAGUUCCCUCCAAUGCAAACUUUUUCAAUAUGAAAAGCUCACAAGAAUAUACCAUUGAGGAGGAUCAACCAUUCCUUGAAACCUUUGAAAUGCACCAGGAGAAACUCGAGCAAGAAGAGAAACCUUCUGAUGUUGCCCCUUUCACAGAUGCUUCUGAAUCUUCGUUCAUGGCUGGAACUUCUAAUUUGAAUGAUAAGAUGGAUAUGGCACCACCAACUAGAUUGAAAUUCAGUGUUGAAGGAUCUUACACAUCCUCAUCCACAACAGAUCCACUAACCUCAUUCACAGCUCCCAGUAUUUCAAUAAUGGAAGCUGAUGAUAAUCCCUUUUCAUUAACUUCUCCUCAGGACUUUUCCUCAAAUGUUUCAUCGAAUGGAUCAACAAGUGGAUUUUCAAAUAAUCAUUCUGCUAGAUCGUCUGACAACUCUCCUCCCUCCAAAUCAGUUAAAACUGAAAACAAGUCAAGUGCAAGUCAGAGAUUGGAAAGAGAUGAUGACUUGUCUGGUUAUACUUCAGAUAGUUGUGAGAGUACCUCAAUUGGUAAAUCUCAACGAUUUGUAUAUUAUUUCAAUGGAAGCACUGGAUUGGGAUGA